AUGCAAAGAUUAGAUAUAUCUUCAAGAGCCUUCGUUCGCAAAUGCAGGAGCUUAGGUCGCGUGCGUAGAUAUCAUGACGAGUCAUUUGGGUUUCGUCAGGCUCGCGAGUUUUCUCUCCCAGACUAUUCACCUGCGCAGCUGCAGAAUCGUACGGAGAAUGCACCCCUGCUACGCUACGUAGACUCCUUGCGAACACAUGGGCACCGUGCUGCCAGUAUCGAUCCACUGGACUUUCUCCAGCGAGAGCGGGUUGCUGCACUUGAUCCGACACGCUACGGUCUCGUAGAUGAAGAGAAGAAGUAUAAUGUAGACGGCAUACUGUGGACUCAAGCCGUCGGUUCGGAAGCCGGACUGCCUGAAGAAGAUACCUGGUGGACUCUCGGGGAAAUCACAAGCCAUCUUAACUCGGUGUACACUGGUCGCAUUGCAUAUGAAUAUAUGCAUUCCCCGUCAAAGACGGAGCGCCUUUGGUUUUCCCAUCUUCUUGAAUCACGUCGUUCCCCUAGCGGAAAUGAGGCUUUCCCGGAUGUGAAGGCAAAGCAGAAGCGUAUUCACAGCUUGUUGGCUCGAAGCGAAACUUUGGAUAACUUUUUACAGCUUAAAUUUCCGAACUUGAAACGUUAUGGUCUCGAAGGUGGAGAGUCAAUGUUGCCUGCUCUAGAUGCACUGUUCUCCGCGUCGUCGAAAGUCGGUAUUCAACAUAUAAUCCUUGCUAUGCCACAUCGCGGCCGACUAAAUCUAUUGACGGAGCUACUUGAAUACUCACCGACUGCACUGUUCCACAAGAUCAAGGGGGGCGCUGAAAUCCCUGAAGAGCUAGGAGCUGAGGGUGAUGUUAUCAGCCAUUUGGUCGCGUUCCCUACGUUAAACUAUGAUGGUGCACAAAACCCUAUCAAGGUCUCACUGCAGCCUAAUCCCUCACACUUGGAGGCUGUCAACCCGGUGGCGCUUGGCAAGGCACGCGCAAAGCAAUACACCCUCUUGAAAACCUCUCCAAAAGAUUGCAAGCUCGGCGACAAAGUGAUGUGUGUGCAAUUACACGGCGAUGCAAGCUUUACAGGUCAAGGCGUGAUUAUGGAGACGCUAGGUUUGAGUAAUCUACCACAUUUCACGAGUGGUGGAAGCGUGCACAUUGUUGUCAACAACAACAUUGGGUAUACGACACCGGCUUCCAGUGCUCGUUCUUCGAUGUACUGUUCGGAUAUUGCAAAGAUGAUCAAUGCUCCUGUUCUUCAUGUCAAUGGAGAUCAUCCUGAAGAUGUUAUCCGUGCCGUGGAAACUGCUUUCAAGUAUCGGAAUUACUUCCGCAAGGAUAUUGUUGUUGACCUUAUUGUAUACCGUCGAUGGGGACAUAACGAACUCGAUGAGCCAGCGUUCACACAACCAUUGAUGUAUCAAAAGAUUCGUUCAAGGCGGUCUAUUCCACAACUAUAUGAAGAUAAAUUAAUUAAAGAGGGCGUGGUUGCACAAGAAGAAGCAUAUAGCAUACGGGCUAAUUAUAAAUCUCAUCUUGAAGAGCAACUCGGCCAAAUUUCUUCAUACAAACCAUCUGCAUCGAUGCUUAGUAACCAAUGGAAGGGAAUGGUGUGGCCUGCGAGCAAUGAGGCUAUCCGGGACCCAGAUACAGGUUUGGAGAAGGACAUAUUGAUCAAGGUCGGAAAAGCUAGUGUCGCGACCCCUAAUGGGUUUGAAAUACAUCCGCGCUUGCAAAGACAUGUGAAGCACCGCUUUCAAAGCAUAGAAUCUGGCAAAGGCCUGGAUUGGGCAACUGCCGAGGCCAUGGCGUUCGGAUCGCUGAUGCUCGAAGGCUGUGACGUUCGGAUAUCUGGACAGGAUGUGGGGAGAGGAACUUUCAGCCAUAGACAUGCUAUGUUAGUUGAUCAGAAAACUGAGGGAGUCAUUGUGCCUUUGAAUUCGGAGCUCGAGUCAGAUGGAAAGCUCGAGCUAGCAAACAGUUCUUUGAGCGAAAUGGCUGUUCUCGGUUUUGAGUACGGUGCAAGCUGGGAAAGGCCCAACGUGUUAGCUAUUUGGGAAGCACAGUUUGGAGACUUUUUCAAUGGUGCUCAGGUUAUCAUUGAUACAUUCAUUGCUUCUGCCGAGACCAAGUGGCUGAAACAAAGCGGCAUCGUGUUGCUACUUCCUCACGGACUAGAUGGUGCAGGGCCCGAACACUCUUCAUCUCGUAUAGAGCGCAUGCUCCAGCUGUCAAACGAUCGAUAUACGCAUAACAAAGAUGAACCUGCUAACGUCAACAUGCAUGUGGCAUUCCCAACUACACCUGCUCAGUAUUUCCAUUUGUUGAGACGCCAGAUCAAACGAAACUUCAGGAAACCAUUGAUAGUAGCAGCUCCUAAGACCUUGCUUCGUCUUCCGGCUGCGGCGUCUCCGUUGAGUGAUUUGGAAUCUGGUUCCCGUUUCUGUCCUGUUCUUGCCGAUCCUCUUGCAGACGAGAAACAAGUAAAGAGAGUUGUCUUGUUAUCAGGAAAGAUAUACUAUGACCUUGUUAAAGAACGCGAAGUUCAGGAACAUGUUGACGAUGUUGCAUUCGUCCGCAUCGAAGAAUUGUCUCCCUUCCCAUUCGCUGAACUUGGACAUGUGCUAGGGCGCUAUACCAACGCGAGGGAGGUCAUGUGGUUACAAGAAGAGCCUCGCAAUCAAGGACCAUACACGCACGUAUUUGGCAGGAUUCAGGAGGUGUUGAGAGAGUUAGGACACGAGGAGAGUGCCAGUGCCUUGGUAUAUAAAGGGCGAAAGGAAGGUCCAAUGCCUGCUCCGGGGAUAGCGAAGAUAUAUACUACACAGCAGAAGGACGUGAUAAACGCAGCAUUCCAAGGAUUGUAA
Serpula lacrymans var. lacrymans S7.9 is the source of this 2841-nucleotide messenger RNA. RefSeq lists its product as uncharacterized. NCBI's taxonomy places the organism in Eukaryota, Fungi, Basidiomycota, Agaricomycetes, Boletales, Serpulaceae. The record is from RefSeq and is a predicted model, not a curated record. Gene Ontology annotation, biological process: tricarboxylic acid cycle. The coding region runs from base 1 to 2841 and encodes 946 amino acids. Gene Ontology annotation, molecular function: thiamine pyrophosphate binding; oxoglutarate dehydrogenase (succinyl-transferring) activity. The transcript has 21 exons.